CUCUUGAUUAGCUAAUAUGCAAAUACCCCUAGGACCGGAUGGUAAACCAUGUAAACCCUGCGUUUCAUUCAAGGAUUGGACCAAGUUGCAGAAGAAAAAUGAAAUAAAGAAAGAACCAAGUAGUUUAGAAAGGAUUGCGAAAGUGACAUUGGCUGAUAAAUUCGGUUGUCCAGUAGACGCAGACGAAUUGGGAAGACAUACUUGGACUUUCUUACAUACUUCAGCUGCUUAUUACCCUCCUGCUGCAUCUGAAAGUCAACAAAAUCAAAUGCGUAAUCUCAUAAAUUCAGUUGGUACUUUCUACCCAUGUGGUGAUUGCGCAGGACAUCUCAGGAAAUACGUUAAACAAUAUCCACCUCAAGUACACUCACGAUCUGCUUUAGAAUUGUGGUUAUGCCAAAUGCAUAACGAGGUAAACGUUCGUCUAGGAAAGGACGAGUUUGAUUGUAACAAAGUCGGUCAGCGCUGGAGGGAUGGCUGGAACGAUAAGUCAUGUGACUAAAUUCCUUCGAUAGAAUAAACAGUUGUAAAUCUAUAAAUCAUAACUUAUUUUGCUGUAUUACAUUACUUAUUUUAGUUAACAGGCUCCUCUGUC
Messenger RNA from Wallemia mellicola CBS 633.66, 595 nucleotides. RefSeq names its product FAD-dependent thiol oxidase. NCBI's taxonomy places the organism in Eukaryota, Fungi, Basidiomycota, Wallemiomycetes, Wallemiales, Wallemiaceae. The record is from RefSeq and is a predicted model, not a curated record. The coding region runs from base 17 to 502 and encodes 161 amino acids. Gene Ontology annotation, cellular component: mitochondrion. The transcript is spliced from 2 exons. Gene Ontology annotation, molecular function: flavin adenine dinucleotide binding; flavin-dependent sulfhydryl oxidase activity.